UGAACUGCAGUUCGCGAUUCUUCUACCCCAGCGCUCUUGGCUCCUUGCUGUCUCUUAUUUACAGGGUACGGUCUACCUUUCCCUCACUUCCAACAUCGCGCCCGAGCUUCCACAGCAAGAUGAAGUUCUCCAGCGUCCUCCUACCGCUGCUCGCCGCCCCCUUCGCUGCGAGCGAACACACUUCCAACUGGGCUGUCCUCGUGUCCACCUCGCGCUUCUGGUUCAACUACCGCCACCUUGCCAAUGUCCUCAGUCUCUACCGCACCGUAAAGCGCCUCGGUAUCCCCGACUCGCAAAUCAUCCUCAUGCUCCCCGACGACAUGGCCUGCAACCCGCGCAACGCCUUUCCUGGCACCGUGUACAAUAAUGCAGAUCGCGCCUUGGACCUGUACGGCGACAACAUAGAAGUCGACUACCGAGGCUAUGAAGUCACAGUGGAGAACUUUAUAAGAUUGAUGACAGAUCGGGUUGGGGAGGAUAUGCCGCGGAGCAAAAGGUUGAUGACGGACGAGCGGAGUAACAUCUUGGUGUACAUGACGGGCCAUGGAGGAAAUGAGUUUUUGAAAUUCCAGGAUGCGGAGGAAAUCAGUGCAUUUGAUCUUGCAGACGCGUUUGGUCAGAUGUGGGAGAAGAAACGAUAUCACGAGCUACUCUUCAUGAUAGACACAUGCCAAGCAAACACAAUGUACUCCAAGUUCUACUCGCCCAACAUCCUCGCAACCGGCUCCUCGGAGAUCGACCAAAGCUCCUAUUCCCACCACGCAGACAACGAUGUUGGCGUCGCCGUCAUAGACCGCUACACGUACUACAACCUCGAGUUCCUCGAAACCCAGGUUCGCGACCCGACCUCCAAGUUGACAAUGGGCGACCUGUUCGACAGCUACGACGAGGAGAAGAUCCACUCGCAUCCAGGGAUACGGUAUGAUCUGUUUGAGGGAGGCGAGGAAGCCGCGCGGGACAGAAAGGUUAUGGAUUUCUUUGGCAAUGUGCAGAACGUAGAGGUUGAGGGUGGGACUAAGAAUGAAACGAUGUGGAAAGAGGACCUAAAGGCGAUUGAAAGAAUGAUUCUUGAGGCGAAGAGGAGGCAUAAUGAGAGUCUGCCCGUGACACCGCAGGCACAGCAUAUUGUUGAGGAGGUGAAGCCUGUCCAGAGUCUGAGGAGAGAGGCCGCUGUAAGGGUUGAUGGAGAGCAGGGGUGGACCAAGCAAACGUUCGGUGCUCUGGCGUUGGUUGGCUGUGCGGGGAUAUGGCUUGCUGGCAGUUUGUUUGAAUCUUUGUGAAGUACCAUAGUCUGCCUCAGAGCCAUGAUAUUUAUAGUAGCAGCAAGAUACCCAAGACAUACACGAUAUUCAUAUUCAUCCCGAUCACAGAUCUGAUGGCACACUAUGCACAAUCGUAUAUUUGCU
This is a messenger RNA of Cucurbitaria berberidis CBS 394.84, 1406 nucleotides long. RefSeq lists its product as uncharacterized. Gene Ontology annotation, cellular component: GPI-anchor transamidase complex. Lineage: Eukaryota; Fungi; Ascomycota; Dothideomycetes; Pleosporales; Cucurbitariaceae. Gene Ontology annotation, molecular function: GPI-anchor transamidase activity. The coding region runs from base 120 to 1280 and encodes 386 amino acids. Gene Ontology annotation, biological process: protein localization to cell surface; proteolysis; attachment of GPI anchor to protein. The record is from RefSeq and is a predicted model, not a curated record. The transcript has 2 exons.